AUGGGAUCGUCUUUGGCUGACCUUCCGAAGUCUAAUGUCUUCACAACCAAACUGCCUCCUGACCCUGCUUUCCAGACACCCGAAUCUUCCCAUAACGCGCCGAGGGAGACGCUUGGUCCUCGGUUAGUGAAGGGCGCCCUCUACACUUAUGUUCGUCCCGAGCCGACCGAGGCAACGGAGCUUUUGGGAGUCAGUCCGAAAGCAGUGGCUGACCUCGGGUUAAAGCCGGGAGAAGAACUUACGCCAAAGUUUCAAGCAUUGGUAUCUGGCAACGAAUUUAACUGGAAUGAGGAUACGGGGGGAAUAUAUCCCUGGGCACAGUGCUAUGGAGUCGGAAGCGGUUCAUGGGCAGGCCAGCUUGGUGAUGGACGUGCCAUCAGUUUGUUUGAGUGCAUGAACCAGAAAACCAAUAUUCGAUAUGAAUUGCAGCUUAAAGGAGCUGGGCGUACUCCUUAUUCUCGCUUUGCAGACGGAAAGGCUGUUCUUCGUUCCAGCAUCCGUGAAUAUAUCGUAUCAGAAGCUCUUUCAACACUUGGCAUCCCUACUACUAGAGCCUUAUCAAUCACGCUAUUGCCCAAAUCUAAGGUUUUACGGGAGCGUAUGGAACCCGGUGCCAUAGUGGCUAGGUUCGCCGAGUCCUGGCUUAGAAUUGGAACUUUUGACCUACCGCACGCGCGCGGAGAGAGGGAUUUGGUCCGGAAAUUAGCCACCUUUGCCGCUGAAGAUGUUCUCCAUGGAUGGGAGGCCCUGCCGGCUGCGGUGCCAAUAGGCAAGGAUCAACCUCCUCACAUUGUGGAUAAUCCAGCUAGGGGGGUUCCGUGGAAUGAAAUACAAGAGCAGCAGGGCAUACAAGAGAAUCGAUUUGCAAGGCUGUAUAGGGAGAUUGCGCGGCGGAAUGCUAAAACUGUGGCCGCCUGGCAAGCCUAUGGUUUCAUGAAUGGUGUCCUGAAUACAGACAACACUUCCAUAUAUGGUUUGUCACUCGAUUACGGCCCAUUUGCUUUCAUGGAUAAUUUUGACCCCAACUAUACGCCAAACCACGAUGACCAUCUUCUGAGGUAUUCCUACAAAAACCAGCCAAGUAUCAUUUGGUGGAAUUUAGUCAGACUCGGAGAGUCGUUGGGCGAGCUCAUUGGAGCAGGGGAUACGGUCGACGAAGAUAGUUUUGUGAAAGAGGGAUUGACAGAAGAUUCUGCACCAGCCGUUGUCAAGCGUGCGGAGACCAUUAUCGAGCGAGCGGGCGAUGAGUUCAGGAUAGUAUUCCUGAACGAGUACAAGCACCUGAUGAGCAAACGACUAGGGUUGAAAACUAAAAUGGAAACCGACUUCCAAGUUCUAUUUUCUGAACUACUUGACACAUUGGAGGCCUUGGAACUGGACUUCAAUCACUUUUUCCGACGACUCUCUGAUGUUCCCCUUUCCAGUAUCGAGACCGAACAUCAAAGGAAAGAUGUUGCGUCGGUGUUUUUUCAUGAAGAAGGAUUUGGCGGAAUUGGUUACACCAGCGACUCUGCAAAGGAGCGCAUUGGUAGAUGGCUCGAUAGCUGGAGAUCUCGGAUUCUCGAGGACUGGGGUCCAGAUAGCGACGAAGAGAGACGAAAAGCUAUGAAGGCGGUGAACCCAAAGUUCGUACCACGUAGUUGGAUCCUUGAUGAAGUUAUUGAGCGUGUUGAGCACCGUGGAGAUCAGAAAAUCUUAGGUCGUGUAAUGCAUAUGGCCUUGAAUCCAUUUAAGGAUGAAUGGGGCAUGGACAAGAAUGAAGAGGAGCGCUUCUGUGGUGAUGUUCCUCGGUUUCAACGAGCAAUGACGUGUAGUUGCAGCUCUUGA
Messenger RNA from Aspergillus tanneri, 1827 nucleotides. RefSeq names its product YdiU domain protein. Lineage: Eukaryota; Fungi; Ascomycota; Eurotiomycetes; Eurotiales; Aspergillaceae. The transcript is spliced from 6 exons. The record is from RefSeq and is a predicted model, not a curated record. Bases 1 to 1827 code for a protein of 608 amino acids.